GCUGAAAAUAUAUAGUUUGCGUCACGUAACUAUAGAUUUUCAGUACUGGCAGUGAAUAAAGGAAAGUUGAAUCAAGUUGAAUAGAGAAACAGAGAUUUCAAACGUUUAUCUACCUUUAGAUGAUUUUCCGGCCGGCAUGGGCAUAGCAUGGUAUAUCUAUAGAAUAGUAAGAGGAAGAAACGUACUGUGUCCUUGAAGAAAUAACUGGAAUAACUGUAAAGAUUCUGGGGGCUGCGAAUCACUUGCUACAAAUGCUUUGAAGCUUUGAAGCGUUCAACUGACCAAUUAGGACAAAGAAAUCUAUGCUUUGAGGCGCCAAGUGGACUGCAACCUUGGUCCGUACCUUGGUAUUGUCCGUAACUGUGUCUGUAUCGUUCGUGCUUCAAAAAGGGAGGAGUGAGAACACGUGGAAGCUAGGAAGACGAAGGCGAAUUGAUUGAUAUAAGAAAGAAUUUUGACGGAAAUCAUUCAUCUGCUUGAAAAUGGCGAAACAUAUAAACUCGAUGAACGGUCUAAAGAUCAGCGACUUGAUAAACGAAGAUGGAAUUACAUUCGAGAUUGGAGAACAGUUUGAUAAUGAAGACGACGAGGAAUUCGCGUAUUCGCCACACGUACAGUUCAGCAAUGAGGAGAUGCUGAAUAUGUUAAACAUGAACAAUUUCGAAGAUGAGGAUGAGGAUAAUGAUGAAGGAACUGUAUCUCUUUGUGGCAUGAGCUUCUCGAAACUGAAAGCGAAGAUGACACCCUUGAUCCCAGAUCAAAAAGUCAUGAAGUACGUUAAGCAGAAAGGUGUUGGAGAGGUUGUACCGCAAAAUGCUCAAGUCACUGUCAAUUAUAUUGGAUAUUUCGAGUACAGAGAUGAACCUUUUGAUUCUACUUACUCUUAUGGGAGACCAAGAUCGAUGCGUUUAGGCCAGGGUUAUAUUAUACCCGGUUUAGAAUUUGGAAUAUGUUCCAUGAAGAAACACGAAAUAGCAGUGUUCCUGAUACACCCUGAUUUGGCUUACAAGGCCAUCGGUUGUCCACCACGUAUCCCACCUAACGAAGAAGUGGUAUUUGUCGUUCACUUAAUUGAUUAUGUUGACGAUGGCUGUGCACUUACGUAUCAAGAUCUCAGCGCAGAGGAGAGACGAUUGUUUAAUCAUGUGGCAGAGCCUGUGAAGCAUAUGUUUGUGACUGCUAAAGAUUAUUUUACAAAAUUUAACUUCAAGUGGGCGAUACGAGAAUACAGAAAAAUUAUUAAUUGUCUGGAGACAGUCAAAUUGGAAGAUAGUUUAGAAGAAGAUAAAAUGAAUGAGAUUCUCUCACGAGCCUAUACUAAUCUUGGACUUUGUUACAAUAAGGAAAACAUGCCUCUUAAAGCUUGCAUAGCUUUAAGGCAAGUGCCAGUACCAACAGCUAAAAGCCAUUAUCAUUUUGGAAAAGCUUUGCUGAAUAUUGGAGAAUACGAUGAUGCAAUGAAGGAGUUGCAGAAAGCUCGUGUGUUAGAGCCGCAAGAUGAAGCCAUUAGAAAAGCAAUUCAAAUAACGAACGCGAAACAGCGUGAGCAUCGCGAAAUAGAAAAGCGCUUGUGCGAAAAUUGCUUUCGAUCCAAGGAAGGACGAACGAAAAUUACCGAAUUUCGAAAAGCCGCGCGCGAUUUGUGUGAAAACCUUAUCGAAGGUAAUGACGUAUUGAGACAACCUGUAUCAGAAGGCUUCACAAAAGAAGAGCAAGGAAUUCUACGUGAAGAAGCUGCUAACUUUGGACUAGAUGUUGUUACAUCUACCAGAAAUGGCAAGGAGACUGUAUACCUCCAGAAGAGCAAAUCAUAAAGUGGUUACAUUUUUAUUAUUUAAAAUUGCAAUAUCAAGGACUAAUUAAUAUACAAACCUGGUGUUGCAAUCACAUUUACAAACGUAAUUACUUUGAUUUAAGUUGAAGCAUUGUAAUAUAUUAUAAUGCGACCAAAGAGAAUUAUAUUCAGGAUUAAAAUAGUAUAUUAAAGUCUUAUAUAAU
Molecule: messenger RNA, 1998 nt
Organism: Temnothorax curvispinosus
Lineage: Eukaryota; Metazoa; Arthropoda; Insecta; Hymenoptera; Formicidae
Gene: shu
Product: inactive peptidyl-prolyl cis-trans isomerase FKBP6
Exons: 6
Coding region: 483-1814 (443 amino acids)
Molecular function (GO): protein binding; peptidyl-prolyl cis-trans isomerase activity
Source: RefSeq, a predicted model, not a curated record